This is a messenger RNA of Felis catus (domestic cat), 2535 nucleotides long. RefSeq lists its product as uncharacterized. Bases 1357 to 2535 code for a protein of 392 amino acids. The record is from RefSeq and is a predicted model, not a curated record. Lineage: Eukaryota; Metazoa; Chordata; Mammalia; Carnivora; Felidae. The transcript has a single exon. Gene Ontology annotation, biological process: virion assembly.
CUGGUGGACUUUUGUGGGAGGUUUCGGAACUUCGGGCAUUACAUUUGGAGGUUCCACCGAGAUCUCCUCCGAGCCCACCAGACUUCUGGUCAACGGGUCGUAUCUGAUUCCGAUCGGUAAGUAAGCCGGCUCUAACGUUCUUCCUUUUCUCUCUGAUCUGUGUUUCUUCUCUGGAGAACCGGUUCUGUCUGGAAGCUGGUGUGACCCUGGCGGACGCGCUAUAGGGCACCCAGCCGGUGUCAGUUGGAGACGUCCACUGACUGGAUCUGGGGGCCUUCUUGGCCCAUCUGGGGGCCUUCUUGGCCCGUCUGGGGACCUUCUUGGCCCGUCUGGGGGCCUUCUUGGCCCGUCUGGGGGCCUUCUUGGCCCGUCUGGGGGCCUUCUUGGUCCGUCUGGGGGCCUUCUUGGCCCGUCUGGGGGCCUUCUUGGCCCAUCUGGGGACCUUCUUGGUCCGUCUGGGGACCUUCUUGGUCCGUCUGGGGGCCUUCUUGGCCCGUCUGGGGACCUUCUUGGUCCAUCUGGGGGCCUUCUUGGCCCAUCUGGGGACCUUCUUGGUCCAUCUGGGGACCUUCUUGGUCCAUCGGGGGCCUUUUUUGGCCCAUCGGGAUUCUUUUCUGUGGGCUGCUUACGCCCAACGCGCCUGCGAACUAAAUACUUUCAUUUUCUCUAUGAACUUCCAGAGUGCUAAGAAAUAUCUCUAGGCGUCUAAAAGAAAAAACCAUCUAGGCAUGCCAAUUGUUAUCCGUAUUUUGAUGUGAUGUGUGUCUGUGUGUCUGUCUGUUAAAUCGACUGGAAUGAUUGUUGGGAGUCAGGGGCACGCGCCUGACUUCCCCUAUGUGUAGUCCCACAGCAUAAGCUACGGGAUUCGAGUGGGCUCUAACCCGACUUCCGCGGUGAUCCUCAUACGGCUUAAGGCGGUCAAAAUUUAUUUUGAUCCAAGCAGGGGGUUUAUACCUGCCCGCCCAUGCUAAGAGGCACCUAAGUUCCCGCGAGGGACGCGGACGGGCGAGUACGCGAGUGCUUCUAUGUCAGUCUAAAUGUAUUGUCACCCCUGGGCCCUUGUAAUUACUGCCGUCCUAGCCAUAACCCUUUCUGUUCGGCUGGCCGAGACCAGAAAGUUGGAACCACUGCGAAAGAUUCUUGUUAGUUCUUGUUUUUCUUUCAUGGGUCGGAUGUUUUAUUGGAAUUAAGUGUUUUAUCGGCUGAUCAGAAUUAAUUAUUCCAUCCUUUGUUCCUCUCUCCUCCUUCCUCAGCUCCCUGCGGCUUUCCCUCCCACCCCCUGGCCAGCGGCGCCCCCUCCCCCACGUCCGUGCUGCCCGCGCCCCCUUCUCUUCUCCUCUUCCUCAGAAUCAUAACAUGGGCCAAACGCAGAGCACCCCUCUCUCCCUCCUUCUCGCCAACUUCAGGGACGUAAAAGCUAGAGGACACAACUUAAGCCUAGACAUUCGCAAAAGGAAGUUGAUCACCUAUUGCCACUCUGAAUGGCCCACCUUUGGGGUCAAUUGGCCUACAGAGGGAACCUUCUGCCUCCCUGUGGUCCUUAAAAUAAAAUCAAAAAUUUUCCUACCAGGGAAAGAAGGUCACUCGGAUCAGAUUCCCUAUAUUCUGGUGUGGCAAGAUUUAGUAGAAAACCCACCUCCCUGGAUGGCCUCUUUCUUAACAACAGGGCCAUGCAGAAUUCUAGCGGCUAAACCUAUCAACCCUCCCAAGCCGCCAACUCCAACUGCACCCCCUGUUCUCCCCGACAGCCAAGAUUUACUUUCCCUUGGCCCACCCCCUUACCAGGUUCCCCCUCUUAUUCCGCAAGCUGCUCCUAUCCCUGCCGCGCCGGCAGAGCCUCCCGUAGCUCAGCCCAUAGAAAGAUUAGAAGAUAGGGAGGCUCAACCCGCGCCCAUGCCUAGAGGGGACGAAGUCCAAAGUCCGGCUGGACAUACCCGUAGGCGGGCCCCUCAUGAGCCAGGACUCCGCCUUCCUGACUCCACCGUAGCUUUACCCUUACGGGAAACAGGGCCUCCCGAUGAUACGGGGAACCCCCGACUUCAAUACUGGCCCUUCUCUACCAGUGACCUAUAUAACUGGAAAACCCAGAAUGCCCAAUUUUCUGACAACCCUAAAGAUUUAAUAAGUCUCUUAGACAGCGUUAUGUUUACCCACCAACCCACCUGGGAUGAUUGUCAGCAGCUCCUCCGAAUCCUGUUCACUGAGGAGCGAGAAAGAAUUCAAUUGGAAGCAAGAAAGCUGGUUCCUGGAGACGAUUGCCAACCCACUGCUAACCUUGAUCUCAUUAAUGCAGCUUUUCCCUUGACCCGACCCCCACAGGAUGGCUGGGACUACAACACGGCAGAAGGUAGGGGACGGCUGCGCAUUUAUCGCCAGACUCUAAUGGCGGGUCUCCGGGCUGCUGCACGCAAGCCCACUAAUUUGGCAAAAGUGUAUUCAGUAAUACAAGGUAAGACAGAGAGCCCUGCUACUUAUUUAGAAAGACUGAUGAAAACCUUCAGACAGUAUACCCCCAUGGACCCCGAGGCCCCCUAA